UCCCUGUCAUCUCCAACGUUAGUCGUGCCCUUUCAUCUUCUCUAGACUCAAAACUACCAAACUACCCUCUCCCUUUCUUCAAAUACUCCUCCCUCCCCCGCCGUCUCCACUACCACCACCGCCACCGCCACCGCCAAUUCCUUCGCAACGAUGGCGUCAUCUGGAUUCCGGCCCCUUGACGACAAGUCGCUCAUAGAGUACAUAAAGGCGACGCCCGCUCUCUCCUCCAAGCUUGCAAACCAGCUUGAUGGAUUGCAGAUCAAAGAAGUGGGCGACGGCAAUCUCAACUUCGUCUACAUCGUCAUCUCCUCCGCUGGCUCCUUCGUCAUCAAACAGGCGUUGCCGUACAUACGUUGUAUAGGGGAAUCGUGGCCGAUGACGAAGGAACGGGCGUAUUUUGAAGCGACGGCUUUGAGAGAGCAGCGUCGCUGGUGCUCCGAUCAUGUGCCGGAGGUUUAUCAUUUUGAUAGGGAAAUGGCUUUAAUCGGUAUGAGGUACUUGGAGCCUCCGCAUAUAAUUCUUAGAAAGGGCCUGAUUGCCGGAAUUGAGUACCCUUUGCUUGCUGAACACAUGUCUGAGUUUAUGGCGAGGACUCUUUUCUUCACAUCUCUUCUAUACCAUGACACAACCGAGCACAAACGUGCAGUUGCUGAAUUUUGUGGAAAUGUGGAGUUAUGUCGGCUCACUGAGCAAGUUGUGUUCUCUGAUCCAUACAAAGUAUCUCAGUACAAUCGGUGGACUUCUCCUUAUCUUGACCGCGAUGCUGAGGCAGUUCGAGAGGAUAACAUUUUGAAGCUUGAAGUUGCCGAGUUGAAAUCUAUGUUCUGUGAGAGAUCGCAAGCCCUAGUACAUGGAGAUCUUCAUACUGGUUCAGUUAUGGUUACCCCUGAUUCGACUCAAGUUAUAGAUCCAGAAUUUGGCUUUUAUGGACCAAUGGGGUUUGAUAUAGGCGCUUUUUUAGGAAACUUGAUUUUGGCUUACUUUGCACAAGAUGGGCAUGCUGAUCAAGUGAAUGAUAGAAAAACAUAUAAAGAAUGGAUUUUGAAGACAAUAGAACAGACUUGGAAUCUUUUCCACAAAAAAUUUACUGCAUUAUGGAAUGAACACAGGAAUGGCUCUGGUGAGGCGUAUCUUCCAGAAAUUUAUAAUAACUCUGAACUUCAGCUUCUCACACAAAAGAAAUACAUGCAAGAUUUGUUGCAUGACACCCUUGGAUUUGGUGCUGCCAAAAUGAUAAGGAGAAUUGUUGGUGUAGCACAUGUUGAGGAUUUUGAAUCAAUUGUUGAUGCUAGCAAGCGAGCUAACUGUGAGAGACAGGCACUUGUAUUUGCAAAGAUGCUUUUGAAGGAAAGGAGAAAAUUUCAGGCUAUCACUGAAGUUGUUUUAGCCGUUCAGCAAGAACAAUCGUGAGAAAAGUAUUAGGUAAAGUUGAAUGUUUGGUUAGGGCAUGCAGAGUUAGUUGGGGUGGGUGUUCUGAUAUGAUUUGGAUCCCAAAUUGCCAUUUAGAGCAAUGAGAUACGAUAUUAUAUCUGGUUUAUACCAAUGAUCUGAAUUGCACUUCUUGCUGUAUUUGCUUCUGUUGUUUGCUACAAAUGAUUCUCAUAAGCUCCUGAUGAAAUUAUAAAUCCACAGAUUGAGACAUUUUAAAUAUUUUACCAAUAUUUUCUA
This is a messenger RNA of Vitis riparia (riverbank grape), 1668 nucleotides long. Its product is annotated as methylthioribose kinase-like. The transcript has 6 exons. Gene Ontology annotation, molecular function: S-methyl-5-thioribose kinase activity. NCBI's taxonomy places the organism in Eukaryota, Viridiplantae, Streptophyta, Magnoliopsida, Vitales, Vitaceae. The coding region runs from base 151 to 1410 and encodes 419 amino acids. The record is from RefSeq and is a predicted model, not a curated record.